GAAAAACUUAAAUCGUCGGGUAAAAAUAUCGACUUUUUAUACAAAGAGCACCUCUACAAGAUUAUUGGACAGUAUAAAUAUCAAUAAUCUAGCUAGAGGUGAGUUUUGUUCUUACUUGCAGUUCUCGAAAACUAUUUGUUAUAUAUCAAUGGAGCCUCACAGAAAACAUAAGGUCGUCGGCACAACCCUCCACACGUGUCAUCCCUGCCGGCGCACCAUUCCAUACAGAAUCUACGCCGUAGUUCAUAUGUGUGGCAUCAUAGCCCUCAUGUACCAUCAUGUACACUCACUUCUCACAGCAAACGCACCUAUAAUAGUAACAUGUCUUCUUCUCUUCUCCGAUAUUGUUCUUUCUUUUAUGUGGGCAAGCACAACAUCCCACCGGUUAAACCCGGUUCACCGGACCGAGUACCCUGAAAACUUUGCAUCUAAACCGGAGGACUUUCCGAAGCUAGACGUGUUCAUAUGCACGGCUGAUCCGUACAAGGAGCCUCCCAUGAUGGUGGUCAAUACCGUCUUAUCGGUGAUGGCCUACGAUUAUCCCUCCGAUAAGAUCUCAGUCUACGUAUCGGACGAUGGAGGAUCGUCGUUAACGUUGUUUGCUCUUAUGGAGGCUGCUGAGUUCUCUAAGCAUUGGUUGCCCUUUUGCAAGAAUAACAAUGUUCAAGAUAGGUCCCCUGAAGUUUAUUUCUCAUCAUCAAAUUCACAUUCGUGGACUAAGGAAGCUGAAAUUAUUAAGCUGAUGUACGCAGACAUGAAGGGCAGAGUAGAACACGUGGUGGCCAAUGGGAACGUUGAGACUGCGUUGAUCACAUGUGAUAACCUUCGUGGAGUAUUCGAUUCGUGGAACUACAAAUUCAGUCGUCAUGAUCACCCCACAAUUAUUCAGUUCGAAUUAACUCGAGGACAGGUGUUGCAAAAUAGCGAGACGGAUAUGGACAAUACUGAAAAACAUAUGAUGCCAAACCUAAUCUAUGUUUCAAGAGAGAAGAGGAAAGUCUCACCACAUCAUUUUAAAGCCGGUGCUCUUAAUACUUUGAUAAGAGUAUCAGGGGUGAUGACAAAUUCACCGAUUCUAUUAACCCUCGACUGUGAUAUGUAUUCAAACGAUCCAGCAACACCGGUUCGUUCUUUGUGCUAUUUAACAGAUCCUAAAAUCAAAUCCCGUUUAGGUUACGUGCAGUUUCCUCAGAAAUUUAUAGGAAUCAGCAAAAAUGAUAUAUAUGCAUGUGAGUCUAAACGUCUCUUCAAUAUUAAUAUGGUCGGGCUUGAUGGUCUAAUGGGUCCGAGUCAUGUGGGAACUGGUUGUUUUUUCAACCGACGGGCUUUCUUUGGUCCUCCUUCCAAGUUGAUUUUACCAGAGAUUGAUGAACUAAGCCCCUAUCGGAUUGCCGAUAAGUCCAUCGAAGCACAAGAUGUUUUGGCAUUAACACACAAUGUAGCAGGAUGCAUCUAUGAGUACAACACCAAUUGGGGAUCCAAGAUUGGAUUCAGAUAUGGGUCAUUAGUAGAAGACUACUACACAGGAUUUAUGCUCCAUUGUGAAGGAUGGAGAUCAAUAUUUUGCAGCCCUAAAAAAGCUGCAUUUUAUGGAGACUCUCCAAAAUGCCUAACUGAUGUAGUGGGACAACAAAAGCGAUGGGCCGUUGGGCUUCUUGAAAUGUCGCUUUCGAAGUAUAGUCCAAUUUUCUAUGGACUCAAGUUACUGGGGCUGUUAAUGGGCUUAGGCUAUUGCAACUCUACGUUUCGGCCGUUUUGGUCAAUUCCUCUGACCGUCUAUGGACUUUUACCCCAACUUGCACUCAUCUAUGGAGUUAGCGUCUUCCCCAAGGUAUCAGAUCCGUGGUUUUGGCUUUACAUCUUCUUAUUCUUUGGUGCGUAUGCGCAAGAUCUCUCGGACUUUUUAUUGGAAGGAGGAACUUAUCGGAAAUGGUGGAACGAUCAAAGAAUGUUAAUGAUAAAAGGACUCUCUUCAUACUUCUUUGGUUUUAUAGAGUUCACUCUCAAAACCCUAAACCUCAGCACACCUAAGUUCAACGUCACCAGUAAAGCCAACAACGAUGACGAACAGAGAAAGCGGUACGAGCGAGAAAUCUUUGAUUUUGGAAUUUCUUCGUCCAUAUUCUUUCCCUUGACUACGGUUGCCAUCGUAAACCUGGUUGCUUUUGUCUGUGGGCUUUAUGGUGUUUUCCUAUGCGGAGAAGGACUCGUCCUUGAGCUGAUGCUGGCAAGCUUCGCGGUGGUGAAUUGCUUGCCGAUCUAUGAGGCUAUGGUGUUCAGGAUAUGAUGGCAAAAAAACUACCAUAAAGGAUUUGUUUCAGAGCUAGGAUCCUCAAUUUGUUCUUACUGUGUCAAGUUACUUCACCCGUUAGGAUCAAAUUUACAACAGUAAUACAUCUGGCUCAAUCAGAAGCUAGAGAAAAUAAUGUGAUGAACCUGUGUAACCAAUAAUGUACUGUGAUGGAAUACAUUUUUCAUCUCUUGAACCAACAAAAUUAGAUUUACAAUU
Camelina sativa (false flax) is the source of this 2509-nucleotide messenger RNA. RefSeq names its product cellulose synthase-like protein G1. NCBI's taxonomy places the organism in Eukaryota, Viridiplantae, Streptophyta, Magnoliopsida, Brassicales, Brassicaceae. The record is from RefSeq and is a predicted model, not a curated record. Gene Ontology annotation, biological process: cellulose biosynthetic process. Gene Ontology annotation, cellular component: membrane. Gene Ontology annotation, molecular function: cellulose synthase (UDP-forming) activity.